Molecule: messenger RNA, 1086 nt
Organism: Akanthomyces muscarius
Lineage: Eukaryota; Fungi; Ascomycota; Sordariomycetes; Hypocreales; Cordycipitaceae
Exons: 1
Coding region: 1-1086 (361 amino acids)
Source: RefSeq, a predicted model, not a curated record
AUGCCUCCCCGAGUCCUGCUCCUAGCUGGCGCGCCGUCGCCAUCUCUUCUAGACGAAGAGAAAUGCACUAUUCAAAAUUUCGCCGAGCCGUUUCGCGAAUUCAUCAAACCGGCUGGCGAUGAUGCUGCGUCUAGCAGCAGCAGUCAUCGCCCCUCGCCAGCGAGCAUUGCGCCCAUGUGGCGAUCACUAUCGCUACAUCGGAAACCACUGCACACUGGAUUCAGCCAGGCGCACAACUUCCUAGACCUUUCCUUUCAUGGCGCCUACAAAGACGACGGCUUCUUCUGCCCUUCGUCCCUGACGUCCUCCCACGGCGGGGACGACGCCGCCAGACCCGAGUCCGACGAAGCCGCCUUUGGCGAGUUUUGUGAGCAAUCGCUCGCAAUCCACAACUCGUUGCCUUCCUCCCAGCUAGACGACGGUGAAAACACCACCACUACAUUCCUCGACGAAACUUCCUUUCUCUCCACCUCGACCACCACCACCAACGCUGCCGGCGCACCGCCACGACCAGCGGCACCAGACAUCCCCCCCGCCCAUCUCUCCGACCUGGAGGACGUCCCCUCAGCGAGGCAAGUCAUCUCGCUGCAGCCGCAGACCGUCACGCUCAACAUAAUCGUCGGCAUACUAUCCAUCGCGCAGCCUCGCUCCGUCACGACGCGCUGGUGCCAGACCCUCUCCCUCGUCGAGGUGCUCCUCGGUGACGACACCAGAUCCGGCUUCGCAGUCACCUUUUGGCUGUCAAAAGAGGCAGCGGCCUCUGGCGACUUGCUCAGCCUGCGCCGCCAGGACGUGAUCUUGCUGCAGAACGUUGCGCUGCAUGUGUUCCGCGGCAGGGUCUACGGCCAGAGCCUGCGGCGCGGACAGACCAAGGUGCAUCUGCUAUGGAGCAAGAGGAAGGACGCACGGGCUUCUUAUACUUCAAAAGCGCUGGCGGCGGCGACCGCAGACGGGGCGGAUAAUCCGCAGCUAGUCAAAACAAAGGUGGUGCGGGAUUGGGUGAUACAGUAUGUCGGCACUGACCCGGAAGUCAAGGGCCAAAACAAGCAUAAAGUGUGGGAUCGGCCACCUGAAGAUACUCAGUAA